Messenger RNA from Nestor notabilis (Kea), 1920 nucleotides. RefSeq names its product related RAS viral (r-ras) oncogene homolog 2 (gene RRAS2). The record is from RefSeq and is a predicted model, not a curated record. Gene Ontology annotation, cellular component: plasma membrane. NCBI's taxonomy places the organism in Eukaryota, Metazoa, Chordata, Aves, Psittaciformes, Psittacidae. The transcript has 5 exons. The coding region runs from base 1 to 561 and encodes 186 amino acids. Gene Ontology annotation, biological process: signal transduction. Gene Ontology annotation, molecular function: GTPase activity; GTP binding; GDP binding.
AUGAGUGUCCUGGUUUUGCUUGUCUUACAUGCAAACUUAUUUUGUUUUCUGCAGUCCUAUUUUGUUACGGAUUAUGAUCCAACGAUUGAAGACUCCUACACCAAGCAAUGUGUGAUAGAUGAGAGAGCCGCGCGCUUGGACAUUCUGGAUACAGCGGGACAAGAAGAAUUUGGAGCCAUGCGUGAACAGUACAUGAGGACGGGGGAAGGUUUUCUGCUUGUUUUCUCAGUCACUGAUAGAGGAAGUUUUGAAGAAAUCUAUAAAUUUCAGCGACAGAUUCUUAGAGUGAAAGAUCGUGAUGAGUUUCCUAUGAUUCUAGUUGGUAAUAAAGCAGAUCUGGACCACCAAAGACAGGUGACGCAAGAGGAAGGUCAGCAGCUAGCACGGCAACUCAAAGUAACAUACAUGGAAGCCUCAGCAAAAAUCAGACUGAAUGUAGACCAAGCUUUUCAUGAACUUGUCAGAGUUAUAAGGAAGUUUCAAGAACAAGAGUGUCCUCCUUCACCAGAGCCAACACGGAAAGAAAAAGACAAGAAAGGCUGCCAUUGUGUUAUUUUCUGAGAAUCCCAAGAACCAAGCUGUCAACUGCCAGAUUAUUUUUUAUUGUCCAUCAUUUUACAUCACUUCUGGUAUUGGUCUAGCCUUACAUGUGCAUGUCCUAAAAGUGGUCACCAGAAUAGCCUUAGUCCAAGAAGCUGGCAGAAUAGUUCUUGAAGAAGACUCGGUCAUCCUGGGGCAGACUUCAAAGCAAAACACUAAGGCUGCUUCUUUAAUACCACAGUUCCUUCCUCCUCUCCCUUAAGAGCUUGCACCUUGUGGAGUUUUAUUCGCAAAGGAGAUGAAACAAAACCGUGUAGGACAAGGUGUUGAAGUCACGCAUAAGUUGUCUCUUGUGAAUUAAUUUAUUUUUACUUCUGACAUUUCAUUAGCUAUUACAAAGACCUAUAUUGAAGUAUAGAGAAUACUUUUUAAAAAAGGGGUGGAUUGGCUUUUUUUGCCCACAGUUAAAUUAGACUUGAGUAUUCAGCUAGCCUUAAGAAACCUACACUGAAUUUCAUUGUCAGCAAAAAUUUUCAUCUCUCACUUAUGCUGCAGUUUUAUUUCAGUGGCCAAAACAGUCUACUGUAUUUAUUUUAUGAAUCCAGAACAGCUACAGGAUGAUUACUACUACUAUUAGGAUAUGGCCAAAUACCUGAGCUCAUUCUGGAUUGAGGCAUUUCAGCUUAUUAAGAAAUUUCACAUCAUUUGUUUGGAAACAAAUUGUGUCUUCCUUUGUAUUUUUGGGUAAGGGAUUAAGGAAAACUAAAAUUGUAGCUGUUUUUGUUUCAUGUGAUAUAAAAAUGAAUUUGAUCUUUCCAUUGUCAGAGAUGAUUAAAUGUUUUUGCUAUAUACUUUUAUACAUUAUUUUCUUAUCAAACUAGUUAACAAGUAUUUUUAUAUGUUUGUAAGCAAAUAUGCUUUCACAGCAUAACUUGUGUAUAUGUAAAGAUGAGUAUUUAAUUCUCACAGUUCACUUUUAACUGACAAAAUGUGGGAUUUGCCAAACUGUGGUAAACUUCUCCUUACUCUUCGGUUAUACCCAAGAAUGGCCAAAUUAUGUGCCUGCCCAACACACCCAUAGAGUAAAAUCUAGUGUUGUGUUUUAAUGAAUUUCAGUAUCCCCUACUAAAGACUAUUAUGUGAAUUAUUAAACUGUAAGACUUUUAACUGAUUGUUUAGUUAAACUGUGGAUGGUUGUUUAAUUUUGAGUUCUGUGGAUUGUGUUUAAACAAUUCAAGAGUAUGGUCCCUGAUAUUGAAAUACUGAGUGGUAUUGCACAGUUGUCACCUUACUGAAUGUGUCCAACAGUUCUCUGAAACUUGAUUAUUAAGCAGACCCUUGUAUAACUUCAGGUGCUAGAAUUAAAGAUGAUCUAACCAU